AUGCCGAGCCAGGCCUCGCCUGAUUGUUCGCUGUUGUCUGCCGCCUCUCCUUUCGCCAGCCAUCACCCUGCGAUGCUACUUGCGGCCGAAAACAGCAUUGCCUCUCCACUCGGACUGCUUGAACGCUUGGCUCAUUUCACUGCACAAAUGGUGACCCUCUGUCCCCACUCGGUCGGGUUUUUCUCCAUCGUUUGGACUGUUGUUGACGGCCUCGCCUCCAAUGCCCUGAGUCUUGAUUGCUGCAAGGCUGUCGCCAGCAAUUAUCGGCUGGGUGACAGCAUCAAUCGCUGUUCUAGCCACGACAAUGGCGAAGAUACAGGUUUAGAAUAUCUGUCGACCGAGGCGCAGGCCUGCUUUCACUCGGCCAUCAGCCUUUUCGCCUCCAUGCUCGUCUCUAUGCAUCACAGGCUCACUGAGCUUGUGGUUGGCUCAUCAGUCGCUAAGACCCUGGAGGGUGCCGGCUGCCACGACUUCUCUCACCUCUCGCCAGAUCUUCUGCUCUCACGAGGUGUCCAGAAGUUGACAGAAGAGCUCGAGUCGGCUUCAACGCUGCUGACAAAUGCUCUCCUUUGGAGACCCCAUGAGACGGCAUGUUCAGCCCGAGUGCCUAUUCGCAUCGGUGGCCUUCUGCCACACGUACAGACUCAUCUUGGAGGUCGUCUAAACUGCUGGUCCUUCGGCUUAACGCUUGCUUUCACAGCUGCAUGUCUUCCAGAAUGGCCAACGCUUUCAGCUGGGGUCCGGCUUGCACUCACGUUGCUUCCCUUAACUGCCCCAAGCAGUGAUGCAACCGCGAAAGCAAAUCAGCCCUGCCUUUCUGCUCAGAGCCAAUUGACGCAACUGCUUACUUUUCAGCAAGUUCGCAAAGUUGACACGAAUAACUUAGGGGAUAUCAAUGCCGAUUCAACUAAUCCCUACUUAUUCAAGGUCAGAAACACUAUUCUGAUUUUGAAAGGAGGGGGGAUCGAGGCUGUUCUUGCAUGA
Protopolystoma xenopodis is the source of this 984-nucleotide messenger RNA. The record is from the annotation of a GenBank genome assembly. NCBI's taxonomy places the organism in Eukaryota, Metazoa, Platyhelminthes, Monogenea, Polystomatidea, Polystomatidae.